Messenger RNA from Fusarium odoratissimum NRRL 54006, 3131 nucleotides. RefSeq lists its product as uncharacterized. NCBI's taxonomy places the organism in Eukaryota, Fungi, Ascomycota, Sordariomycetes, Hypocreales, Nectriaceae. The record is from RefSeq and is a predicted model, not a curated record. The transcript has 2 exons. The coding region runs from base 294 to 704 and encodes 136 amino acids.
CCGUCCUUUUAAAUGAAGAGAUUUUCCUCACUUACUCAGGACAGGGCAAGAUACGAAAGAUAAAGAGACCUGAUGUUGCCUUUUCGACCCCAGGUGACGCCUACAGGCGCCCCUGCACCAGGGCUGCAUUCCCAUGGGUGUCGGACGUAGUUGUUCGGUGGGCCAUUUACAGACGUCAAAACAGACCACCCAAGUACAGGUUACCUUACCCUCGUGAUGAUGAUGGAAAUAAUGGUUUCCGGGAACUCAGAGGCGUUACGUUAACUCACCACCCAACAUGAAAGCUGGAGCCAAUGCCAGACGCGCACGGCAACAGGGUCACCAAGGGUAAAAAAAUUCAAAUCGGCCGGCUACGCCUUGAAAAAGCUUCUGGAGCCGUCAAGGUGGAUAGAGGAUCGGCCAAGAUGGUCAAGCUUGGACCAAUCGGGGCAAAAAUUGAUUGCUCGUGGUAUGAGCCUCCUUGUUUCCAGGUUAUCGCUAUCAAUCUUACACCACGAGCUGACCUCUCGAGAGCCUGCUGGAUGUCGUUAGAAGGCGAAGGUUUGGACGCAAUGCCACCGAAACUCGUGUUCCCAUUUGCCCCUCCGGCAAUGCCAUCGAAGGCCUCAUUUCACUCGCAUCUGGCUGUGAAAAGGCUCAUCUUCUUUUCGGUCUCCCACUUCGUAAUUGUUAAAAACUUCAAAGAAGACCCUCUCUUCGACUAAAACCAGCACAGAUUGAAAGUCCGGGGAUGGCCAAUCACACCGAGAUUAGUUCAAGCUUGUCUCUGAAUCGGCGAUCCAGGCCGCUGGGCUUAUCGCCCAGAACUCACUGAUGUAUUGCUAUCUCCAGGUCGGUGUCUCGGAGUCAACUGACAUGGAAGCUUAUUUAGCGCCCCAUGUUUGUAUCAGCCAUGAAGUCAGCCUACUGUCGGAUAGGUGUAGGUUAAUAUUUCCCUGCAUAAUAACUCUUGCAUAUCUGUCGUCGAGUUGAAUUGUCAUUUUAACCAUGAGGGUGUCGGUGUCCAACAAGGAAUUCCAGGUCCAGGUCCAACAACCAGACAAAUGCAGUGCCACCCAUGUCAUGACAUGAGAGACAAUUUGACAAACGACGGGGAUGCUCCAGGUUCCAGAUUGCGGAAUCGGCCAUACCCCAACACCAUCAUUCGCCAAUAGGCGCCGGUCCUCAUUCCCAUUACAUAGCUUUUACUCGAUUCCAUCUACAAUGUUGUUGUCGGGACAUAUAGAUAGAGAAUUAGAGUAAUUUGCUUUCUCCUUUUCGGUUCAUGUUAGCCUGAUGAAUGUAUCACAAGACCACGGCUGGUCCGUCCCUUGAUAUUGACCUGGUCUAGUACCUGUUUGCUAAAUCAACCCCUCAUCACCACCUAACAGUACGGCGCACAUUAAGCAGACAAGACCAUGAUGGAAUUGACCUCUCCAUUUUUGGCCUCUGCGGCGCAGUGAUUCCCCCACGAUUGGCACGUAUGGCGCGAUACUACCUCCUCCACACUAUCAUCAAUCCAAUAUCAGGUCGGAGAGGGGAGCCGAUGUCUCAUGUACCUCAUCACUCCUCACUUCUCCUCAUUUCAUGAUGGUGACUGCAAUGCAGCCGAGGCAUACUGGCAUGAGUUGGUCGGAGAGGAGGAUGGUCUAACUCAUGAUCUCUGUCUGGGCACGGAAUACACAAGACAGUUAUAGGUUGCCGCACGAGCUGAAGCAUCAGGCUUGCAUAUUGGACAGGUCAGUUGCACUUACUUCAGCUUUGUCGCCGACAGGCCGAACUUUGAUAGGGCAGGCGCUUAUUAGUUAUCAGUCCCAGCAAUAUUACCCGUAAAUGGCAGUUGUUUUUCACUUCAGAAUACACCUAUCUAAUGUAUUGACUUACAAACCUUCCCUCAAUUUCUCAACCUCUUCUCUACCCUUCUUCCACCUUCACCAUCAUGAACGAUCAAACCACAAUGUUACCAACCAUUGCCAAGCCCAUUAAAACCACCCUGAGGCUCUGCCCGUGAUCAACCUUAUUAGAGUGUUAAUCAAUCUAAGCGGGCAGCCGGUCGCACCAACCAGCAGAGGAACAGUAUACCGGUACUACUGGGAGGUCAACAAACGAUCCAUGACUUUACCUGCCCUCUACGAACGAAACAGAUCUUCGCAUCCCCGCGGGAGCGAAGCGACUAGGAACGCACGCUCCCGCUACUAAAUUGAGGUCCGGGUCCCAGGUCCAUGAUCCAGGUCUUGGUCUCUUUCUCCUUUGGAGCUGGAGACCCAGUUGGCCGGCGGCCAGAUAUUUGGUGGUAUUCAACCCCAAAAAGACAAAGACCAGGGCAGAAAGCUGCCCACGAUAGAAGUGGAGGUGGUUGAGGAAGUGCCGAAGUAGCGUUCAAAUUAGGUAAAAGUAUCCAGGCAGUACCACGACUCUCCAGUCAAAAUUUUUCAACCCGAAUCCAUUUCUCAUCGACUUGACAACACGUCCAACAUCAAGCUGCCUAUUUGUUCGUGCAACUGAUAGCGGCGUCGUGGGAUGGCGAUGAAGCCCUUGUUGGUCACCAGACUCGCAAACGAAAUGAAAUGAAACGAAACGAUUCUAUGCUAUACCUGUUGAGAGCUCUCCAUCGUGGCGGAUGGCUUCCCCUAGUGUGCGGUACUGUCAUGGUUAUUACUGUGGCGGAAGCAUUGUUGACUUGACUUAUAGUGGACUGUGCAGUUUCUUAAUAGAUUGGAUGCUUGAAGGCAUUUUCAGAAUUCCUUGGGGUAUUUUUACUUUAUUCAAUACAAAUCACUGAUGUUUUUCAUUACGAACCAGUCUAGAAGACGGUCGAAACAGUCCAUCGCUGGGACUUCACGCUGCCAACAAUGAUUGAUGUUGCUCUUGUGCAACUUUGAUUUGCAUGAAUACCUUUUGGUCCUCCAGGGUUAAUCGGCUCAGGGGUGGUUUGCCGGUCACCUGCUCAAUACACGGCGUACGGACCCGGGCGUCAUGCUCUAGAACCCUGGUUUUGUUCUAGAAGGUUCAGAUUGCGAAUUGGCGGUCUAUCAAACGCAAUCACACGACCUGAUCAAUAGAUAUUACUUUCAAUAUUGGAUUGCACUGCAAGCCGACAUUCUCAAACGUACAAUAUACUUCGGCCGGAGUUCCGUGCUGUUUAUAUGGUG